Messenger RNA from Juglans microcarpa x Juglans regia, 618 nucleotides. RefSeq lists its product as uncharacterized. The coding region runs from base 1 to 618 and encodes 205 amino acids. The transcript has 2 exons. The record is from RefSeq and is a predicted model, not a curated record. NCBI's taxonomy places the organism in Eukaryota, Viridiplantae, Streptophyta, Magnoliopsida, Fagales, Juglandaceae.
AUGAAUGCAUUUUUUGAUGGGUAUGUCCAUUCUGGUACCAUGUUGAAGGAAUUCGUCGACCAAUUUGAUAAUGCUCUUAGAAAGAAGGUGGAGGUAGAGACAAUGGCUGAUUUCAAUUCUAACAACCAAACUAUUCCCUGCGUGUCCCAUUUUAAUAUUGAGAAGCAGUUUCAAAGGCAUGCACUUAGAGUUUGCCAGUUGAAAAAGAUUAAUGUGCUACCAUAUGUAUUUGUGUUGGAUCGUUGGAGAAAGGAAUUAAAGAGGAGAUACACAUUACUCAGAAGUAGUUACGAUGACCAGCGGGAUAGAGCAGACGCACUAAAUUAUGAGCGGGUGCUUAAAAGAUGUUCAAAAUUAGCGACCAAAAUAUCCUCAGAUAAUGAAAAAGUUAGUGCUUUCUUGCAUGUUCUUGAUGAGUUUGAGACAAAAUUUGAAAGUUCAACACUAGAGUCGGCAUAUGAACAAACGAAUGCCAAAGCAAAUGUCGUCUUGAAUAAGGGUGAGAAGAUAUUAAGCCCCAAUGUGGUCCGAGGGAAAGGGAGACCCCCAAGUAAGAGGGAGGUUCCACCAGUGGAAAAGUUGGCAACAAAGAGAAAGAAACCGGAAUUAAUAGUCUAA